This is a messenger RNA of Naegleria fowleri, 3039 nucleotides long. RefSeq lists its product as uncharacterized. NCBI's taxonomy places the organism in Eukaryota, Heterolobosea, Eutetramitea, Acrasida, Naegleriidae. The record is from RefSeq and is a predicted model, not a curated record. The coding region runs from base 1 to 3039 and encodes 1012 amino acids. The transcript is spliced from 5 exons.
AUGUCGUCAUAUUCCACAGAAUCCUUUUACACCACACUCGAACAGAAGCAAUCCACUGUAUUCUUUUAUCUCUUUGGUGUGGUUGCAAACUCUGAGAAACCAUUCCGUGUGCUUGUGAAUGAUGAGUGUGUUUUGAAAAGAGAGCAAAACACUCAUUGUUUGAUCUUUGCUGUUAAAGUUGAAGAACCAAGAGCUGGUGGUCAUCACUUUAUUAGAACUAAAGUAGAUUGCCCAUUACUUCGUUGUGGAAAUGGUCUCACACAUCAUUACGAAAGAUACAAUCUCAGCAUUGGUGGAUUCUUCUUUCUCAUUGACUGCACAGGAGAAUUAGAAAGUUUAGAGAAUCAAAGCGCUAUUCGUGUGGUUCAGCAACGUCAUGACAAUUUCGGGUCGGAAUUUAGAAAUGCCAAACCUGCCAACACAGAAACUUCAAAAUUAUUGAAUCAAAUUGCAGCCAAGACCAAGAAUGUUAUUCACUCCACUCUUCCUCCUAAAGAUGUUGAAGAAAAACUAAAGAAAUUAGAACAAUUAUACAGAAAGAAUAUUUUGACAAAAUCCGAGUUUGAAGCAAAAUGGAGACAAUUGUAUCCUCCUCCAAUGGAUGAUGAAGGAUUGACUGAGGAACAAAAAGAGCUCAUGACAAGAUUGAGAGGACUUGUGGAGAGAGGAAUUGUCACACAAGAAGAAUUCGACACCAAAUUGAACAAACUUAAACAAGACAACGCUUUGGUCACCAAGAAUGCUAUUCCAGUGCUUUCUAAAGAACAAUCUGCCAUGCUUGAAAAAUUACAAAUUUUAUUCGAUAGAGGAAUUUUAACCAGUGAAGAAUUUGAAAAGAAGAAACAACAAAUCUAUCAAGAAGCCAAAUCAAAACAACAAGAAGCAACAAAAUUGGAAAUCAAAACUGCAGAGAGCUCUCAAAAACCAAUAUUGACCUCAAGUAGCAGUCAAAAUAAUUCUUCUUCACAACUUUCCUUCCAAGAAUAUUCACAACAAUUACAAGAUUUAAAGAACAUGAUGAAUGAAACUCAGAGAACACAAAUGAAAGCACUUGAUCGAUUUUUGAAUGAUGGAAUUUUAAAUCAAGAGGAAUAUGAAACAAAGAAAAAGAAAGUUCUCUCCUCAUUGUAUUUCCCAACUCAAUGGACACAUCAUAAGAAGAUUAUCGAAAUGGAAAUGUCUUUGCAAGAAGAAAAGAAAUCACUCUCUCCAAGCACUGAUUCCAGUAUUGAAAGAGAACAAAUGGAAAGAAUUGCCAAACUGGAAAAGUUAACAGAAAAGGGAACUUUAACACCUGAAAUGUUGGAAAGUAAGAAACAACAAAUCAUGGAAGAAAACAAACCUGUUCAAGACACUGAAGAUUUUUCUCAUCUCUCUCAUGAUCAACAAGUCAAAAUUUCCAAAUUGAAACAUUUGAAAAAGAUGGGAAUUUUAACACAAGAAGAAUUUGAUUCACAAUUCCAAAAAUUGUUAAAUUCUCAAAGUCCUUCUUCUCCAACCACCACCAUCAGCAACAUGGUCACAUCAUCAAGCAGUAGCUCCUCUCCAACUCAGAGUAAUAACAAUGGCCAUCUCAAAUUGAAAUCUCCAACAACAACAGCAUCCUCUUCCUCCUUUACUAUUAGUAGCAACAAUGGAAGUGUGAAAUUAUCAUCUCCUUCUUCAAAUCUCUCAACAACCUUUAGAGUGGAAGAAAAGGAUAAGGCGUCUCACUCCUCUUCUAUCUCCUCUCCAUCCACAAAAGAAUCUCCACGAGAUUUAGAGCGAGUUCAAGUGAAAGAAGUUUCUACCUCUCCUUCUUCCAAUUCUUCUCCUGAGCCAAAACAAGUGUCAAAAAUCACUACAAGUUCAAUUGAAGACAAGCCAACAACAGUGUUCAUCAAAUCAUCAUCUACUUCUCCUCAGAAAGAACAAAUUCCUUCUUCUGUUCAAACACCAUCUUCAGAAUCAGCAGCAUCUGCAAACAAAGUCACACCACAACAUAAACCACACGAUGAAGAUGCAUCUACUGCACAGUUCAACGAUGAAGAAGAUUUGUCAGAAAUUCAAGAGCAAUUAGAAAAUCUUCGUUCCUUAGUAGAGAUGGGAGUUAUUUCUGAAAAGGAUUAUCUUGAGAAGGAAGAACGAUUAUUGAAGGGAAUGAAAGCUUUAACUCCAUCACCAACAACCAAAACAACAACAACCAUUGAGACACGACACUACAAUGUGCAACAAGAAGCAGAGACCAAUGCUAUGCAGGCGCCUUCUCACGUUGAGAGCACUUCAAUGGUGAAGACAACAAAAGAAGCAAUCAAAGAAGAUUCAACACGACUCGAUAGCAAUACUGUGAACACAAACAAUCAAAUCAAACAAUUGGAAAAGCUUUUAAAUGCUGGAGUGAUUAGUAAGGAUGUCUUUGAUGAGAAGGUUAAAAAGAUUUUGGGUGGAAAUGGUCAAUCAUCGACUCCAAUGACUCCAACACGAAAUGUCGAGUCACAGAGUGUGGCCACUUCUCCUGUGGAACCAAAGAUUGUUAUUCCAAAUUCCAACAAGGGACAAGAUGUGACAAAAACCUCAACUCCACAGAAACAACGGCCUGCGUCACCUACUGUUGAGUCUCCAAGACAGGUACAAACAAACGGCAACUCUGAAACAGAAUUGGCCAAGCUCAAAAAACUUUUGAAUUGCGGCCUCAUCACAGAGGAACAGUACAAAAUGAAAGAAGCUAAAUUGAUUGGAAAUUCAACAACUCCAACCAAUGUCGGUGCUAAUGGUUUUAAUGGUUUUACUACCCCAGAGAAAGUAGUGUCACCACCAUCAGCUCAACCUAUGAUGGAUGAACCAACCAAGACAGCCAAUACUACCAGCACUGCACAACAAAUUUCCAAUCUCAACCAAGAAGAAGCAGCUGAAAUAGAUCCUGUGUUUGGAGAUUUGAGCUCUUUGAACGAAGAACAGAAACAUCAAGUGAAAACUUUAAGACAAUUUUUGAAGGAAGGAUUGAUUGAUCAAGAAGAAUUCGAGGAAGAAGUGAAUCAAAUCAUUCAAAGCUCCAGGUAA